AUGGGGUCCUUUUUUGUUUGGCGGUUGAACCCGGAACUUCAGCCUUCUUCAACCUCGGAGGAAGUCAAAGACAAAUGCGGUUACUGUGGGAUGGGCAACGCACCAAAGACUUGCUACAUUUGCGACGAGGGAAACUUUUGCGGGGAUCUCAGAACAACAGAGCACACGACAGCGAAUGAUCUCUAUCACGACGUCAUAAGGGGCAGGAUCCCCAGAAAUCCGCUGGUGCUCAAGGAGUACUAUUUUGGGAACUGCAAGGAACUUGAGCAUCAAGAGGGGCUCUUCCGCCUCUAUAAGACCUUGUUUACCGUAUUUCGCAUUCCACCCUCCAUGCUCCACAAAUGGCAGAAGUCCAAGAGAAUUCACGACAACUCGGUCACGCUAUUCAACGAGGAGCCCAAACCCGUUCCUCGGGAGCAGUUUCUUUUCCUCCGGGACAAUCCAAACUUGUUCAGCGAGGACAGAAGCGAGACACUGAACGAGCACGCUUUUGCUAGAACAGGGAUCAUAGGACUUUUUUCAGCCCGCGAGGAAGAGUAG
Molecule: messenger RNA, 540 nt
Organism: Clonostachys byssicola
Lineage: Eukaryota; Fungi; Ascomycota; Sordariomycetes; Hypocreales; Bionectriaceae
Source: the annotation of a GenBank genome assembly